AAUUCAUCAUAUAUCCAAUACAAACAUAGCAGAGAAUUAGUCCAUAGCAAUGGCAGAGCAAGACAAGGUGAUCCUACACGGGAUGUGGGCCAGCCCUUAUGCCAAGAGGGUGGAAUUGGCCCUUAAUUUUAAGGGCAUACCCUAUGAGUAUGUUGAAGAAGACUUGAGAAAUAAGAGUGAUUUGCUUCUAAAGUACAACCCUGUUCACAAGAAGGUUCCUGUACUUGUUCAUAAUGGAAAGGCCAUUGCUGAAUCCAUGGUGAUCCUUGAGUAUAUUGAUGAAACAUGGAAAGAUGGUCCUAAACUGCUUCCAAGUGAUUCUUACAAACGAGCCCAAGCUCGAUUCUGGUGUCAUUUCAUCCAGGAUCAGUUAAUGGAGAGCACUUUUCUAGUAGUCAAAACUGAUGGAGAAGCACAACAAAAGGCCAUUGACCACGUGUAUGAGAAACUGAAAGUGCUAGAAGAUGGAAUGAAGACCUAUCUGGGAGAAGGCAAUGCUAUUAUUUCUGGUGUUGAAAACAACUUUGGAAUCCUUGACAUUGUGUUUUGUGCUUUAUAUGGUGCCUACAAGGCUCAUGAAGAAGUUAUUGGCCUCAAGUUCAUAGUGCCAGAAAAGUUUCCUGUGUUGUUUUCUUGGUUGAUGGCUAUUGCUGAGGUUGAAGCUGUGAAAAUUGCAACUCCUCCACAUGAAAAAACAGUGGGAAUUCUUCAGUUGUUCAGGCUGUCUGCACUGAAAUCUUCUUCUGCCACAGAAUGAUAUAUACUUCAACACUUUAAUAGACUGUCCAUCGUUUGCUUCUUCUGCGAGUCUUUAGUGUAUGUAUCUUUCAAUAACAGGAUGAGUAACACCUGAGUAUGUAAAGCGUGAUGAUAUAGAGAUAUACCUCUAUAUAUCAAAUACUCUUCUAUAAACACUUCUUUCUUUCCUUAUCAUGUGAUAUCGUUUAUCAUAUUUAUACUUA
Messenger RNA from Glycine soja, 962 nucleotides. RefSeq names its product glutathione S-transferase U9-like. NCBI's taxonomy places the organism in Eukaryota, Viridiplantae, Streptophyta, Magnoliopsida, Fabales, Fabaceae. The coding region runs from base 50 to 757 and encodes 235 amino acids. Gene Ontology annotation, molecular function: glutathione transferase activity. Gene Ontology annotation, cellular component: cytoplasm. The transcript has 2 exons. The record is from RefSeq and is a predicted model, not a curated record. Gene Ontology annotation, biological process: glutathione metabolic process.